CAUAGGAGGGGCUUAUCCUGUUGAGUAGCCGAAAUUAAAGGACGAAGAUGGCUAUGAGUGCUGCUGCAUCCACAUGGCUGAUUCCAUGUAUGGCAAGAACACAUGGAGAGCAAUUGAAGCUGCACAACAAGUAUAGUAGUAGUAGUAGUAGUAGACAUAGCAGAAUAAGAUGCAACUGCAAGGCAUCAUCAUGGAUGACGUCAGAGUUGGAUCUGUACGAUCUUCUUGGGAUUGAUAACACAUCGGGUCAGUCAGAGGUGAAGACGGCCUACCGCUCUCUCCAGAAGCGGUGCCACCCGGACAUCGCGGGCCCUGCCGGCCAUGACAUGUCCAUCAUCCUCAAUCAAGCUUAUGCCAUUCUCUCCGACCCCAAUGCUCGCCUCUCAUAUGACAGGGAGCAAGCCAAGAUAUCAGAAUUCAAAGGCUUCACCGGCAGACCCCUGUACUCGGUAUGGCGGGGCUCCCAGACCGAGCAGCGGGCCAUCUUUGUCGACGAAAUCAAGUGCGUUGGCUGUCUCAAGUGCGCUCUCUUAGCUAACAACACCUUUGCUAUUGAAUCUGUUUAUGGCAGAGCAAGGGUUGUUGCUCAGUGGGCUGAUUCUCACCACAAAAUCCAAGACGCCAUUGAUUCCUGCCCUGUCAACUGCAUUUCAGAUGGCGAAGAAGAACGCUCAGGAAUCUUACCAGAGAGUCCAGGAGGCCAAGGCAAGGUCUCGAGCCAGGACUGGUGGCACCAAGGCGAUUAUCUCUCCUCCUCCUCCUCCCCCCUGGAACACGGGGACUCCUUCUCAGCCCAUUGUGAUUUCUUCUUCAACUUCAUCUCGGCUGCCCCCCUCCGCCCGACUUCCUCCUGA
Molecule: messenger RNA, 854 nt
Organism: Arachis stenosperma
Lineage: Eukaryota; Viridiplantae; Streptophyta; Magnoliopsida; Fabales; Fabaceae
Product: chaperone protein dnaJ C76, chloroplastic-like
Exons: 2
Coding region: 48-854 (268 amino acids)
Source: RefSeq, a predicted model, not a curated record